Molecule: messenger RNA, 2036 nt
Organism: Trachemys scripta elegans
Lineage: Eukaryota; Metazoa; Chordata; Testudines; Emydidae
Gene: TACR3
Product: tachykinin receptor 3
Exons: 5
Coding region: 7-1335 (442 amino acids)
Biological process (GO): positive regulation of flagellated sperm motility; G protein-coupled receptor signaling pathway
Cellular component (GO): plasma membrane; sperm midpiece
Molecular function (GO): tachykinin receptor activity
Source: RefSeq, a predicted model, not a curated record
UUCAAGAUGACUUCUAUACCUGCAUCCAGCUGGAGUGCAAAUGAGAGCAGCAGCUGGAACACGAGCUUUUCUGGGUCAGGAGGCAACUGGGGGCAGCCUCUGGGAGCUCAGGCUGGUAACAUCUCCUCCCCUUUAGCACCCACAACAGCUAACUUCUCCAACCAAUUUGUGCAGCCCUCCUGGCGCAUUGCCCUGUGGUCUCUGGCUUAUGGCGGGGUGGUGGCCGUGGCCGUCCUUGGCAACCUGAUUGUCAUCUGGAUCAUCUUGGCUCACAAGCGUAUGAGGACAGUGACUAAUUAUUUCCUGGUGAAUCUGGCCUUCUCGGAUGCCUCCAUGGCUGCUUUCAACACCCUCAUCAACUUCAUCUAUGCCCUGCACAACGAGUGGUACUUUGGGGAGGCUUACUGCCGCUUCCACAACUUCUUCCCCAUCACUGCAGUCUUUGCCAGCAUCUACUCCAUGACAGCGAUUGCCGUGGACAGAUACAUGGCCAUUAUCGAUCCCCUGAAGCCCAGACUGUCUGCAACUGUAACGAAGGUGGUCAUUGGCGGUAUAUGGAUUUUGGCUUUCCUUCUUGCAUUUCCCCAGUGCCUCUACUCCAUAACCAAAGUGAUGCCUGGAAGAACUCUUUGCUAUGUAGCAUGGCCAGGUGGUCCAAAACAGCACUUUACGUAUCAUGUCAUUGUGAUUGUAUUAGUGUACUGCUUUCCACUGCUUGUCAUGGGUAUCACUUAUACCAUAGUUGGAAUUACCCUUUGGGGAGGAGAGAUUCCAGGUGACACAUCUGACAAAUACCACGAGCAGCUCAAAGCUAAGAGAAAGGUGGUAAAAAUGAUGAUUGUCGUUGUGUUGACAUUUGCAAUCUGCUGGUUGCCCUACCACAUUUACUUCAUAGUUACUGGGAUCUACCAACACUUAAAUCGGUGGAAAUAUAUUCAGCAAAUCUACCUAGCCAGCUUUUGGCUGGCCAUGAGCUCCACCAUGUACAAUCCCAUUAUCUACUGCUGCCUUAAUAAGAGAUUCCGAGCUGGUUUCAAGAGAGCAUUCCGUUGGUGCCCAUUUAUCGAAGUGUCUAGCUAUGAUGAGCUGGAGCUCAAGGCAGCCAGGUUUCAUCCCACCAGACAAAGUAGCUUGUACACUGUGUCCAGAAUGGAGUCUAGCACAACAGUAGUGUUUGACCCCAAUGAUGGAGAUCAUUCCAAGUCCACCCGUAAGAAAAGAGCUGCUUCGCGGGACACAAGCUUCAAUGGCUGUUCACGCAGGAAUUCCAAAACCACCUCUACAACCUCGAGUUUUAUCAGCUCACCCUAUACAUCAGUGGAUGAGUAUUCUUAAGGCUCUGGGUAAAUUUGUGAUGGGUGUGAAAAGAGCAGUAUUGUACAUGAAAAGAGACAAUACUAUUCUACUUUAGAACCAAUAUCCAAGCUACAGGAUGGCAGUCAAGAUUCAGUCGAUGAACCCUUGUUGUAAAUACCGUAUGACUUACUGGCCCGGCUUACGUUUGUGCUUUGGAAAAAAAGAGGAACUAUAAGACGUCUGUUUACAUGAGUAUGAAAACAGAGUGGCAUCUUGUACAUGGAAAUGUUUGUAAGAAUUAUUUAAAACAUUACAACAUAAAACUCUUGCUCGUUCAUUAGGAUCAAAUGCUGACCUAUAGCUGACUUGCUGAUAUUUAAGUUUCACUGACCGAAAUGUAACCAGACAACUUCAAAAUAACUACAGUUCAAACUUUACUGAAUUUUUAUAUUAUUUGUGAAUUUUACAGGAGGAAAGUUACAUAAGAUUGGGUUAAAAAUUCCUUUUGUAUCAAGUCCUGAUAAGUUCCAAAUCCAGUCUGCUGUUGUAUAAACUCAUGUGAGUGAUCCUAUUGAAGUCAAUGUGGAUGGGAUUCAGCUCUGUGCAGAGGUCAAACUGUGCACCACUUUAAUCCCAUUUAAGACUAACUCAAACCCCAAAAUAGGGUUUAAGUAGUUCAUAGGCCUUGUUCUGGCCCCUGUACAUGAAGGAAUACCAUCUUGUGUGCCAGAGGGUCCUGU